GCGCACUCAUAUUACAUCACGUAUGGCCGGGCGGCAGUGUAAUUUGUUCCAAACAAAGUAGGACUCACCCCGCAGUAGCUGAAUGAUAGAAAAAGACCGAGGAGCGUUUCAGUUGUAGUCUUUUGUUUGAAUCUCUGAAAUAAAUAGUCUAAAUUUACCAGAAAUGGGUCCCGGAUAAAGGAAAGAAUAUUCCAGAAACACCGUGGACUGCGGGGUUUCGAGUGCGGGCAGGAGCGAAGCGGCCCGCGGCCGUGAAGGAGCUUAGCAGCUACGGAAUUCAUUUCUCGCCAAAUUGAAGCCCCGUCCCCAUCCCUCAUCAGCCUUCCUGAUUCUGUUCUGGGAGAGUUCAGGCCAGUAUCAUCGCCAAGAUAGCUGGGCCAGGCAGGAAGAGGCACACCUCAGAUCCAGACCCCAGCAGCGGUAGUGAUUCCAGCGACGGGCGGCCUGUUAGUGCCAAGUGCCCAAAGAUGGCCAGCAGCAGUGGUAGCGGUGUGGCUGGUAACGAGACAGUGGGCCGUCGCGGUGGGGCUCAGCAUAGAGGAGGCAGCGGCAGGGACAACAGCUCAGACUUGUCCUCUAGUACCAGUAAGAAGAAGCAGAAGGACAGGGCCAACCAGGAGAGCAGAGAGGCCAAGAGGGCAGCCGCUGCAGCAGUAGAUGGGGUUAUUGCAGAAGUCAAGAAAGAUGUGUUUGUGGACUGGAAGCAGAAUGUCAAUGAAGUGACUGUCAGGCUGCGCUGUGGGGAGGGGGUGCAGAGGAUAGAGGACAUCAGCACAACCUUUACUGAUACACACUGCCAUGUGUGCUUCCCAGAUGGACGGCAGUGGAGCUGCCAGUUACAGGAGGAAAUAGAGGCCUCUUGUAGCAGAGUCCAGUACAAGGAGAAGGGAGGUUUCCUGCACGUCAUCAUGCACAAGAAGAUUCCCUUUCACAUCUGGCCUUCGCUUAAGUCAAACAAGAAGGAGAAGGAGAAGGAGAAGGAGGCAGCACCUACAGAGACCAAAAAGGACAAGGAGCUGGAGAUUAAGCCUAUUGUCUCAGAGUCGUUAGAGAAACCCAAACUGUCCUCCUCGCAGCCACAACUCCAGCCCCAGCCCCCCUCCUCACCCGCACACAGCGAGUCAAGACGCAGUGGCAGCAAAGCUGACCGUGGCAUCAAGCGCGGCCUGAAAAACAAACCAGCGUGUGACAAGGCCACUAUGGACCCUGUAGGGGUGAAAGGUGGAGUUGGAGAUGGCUCAAUCACCACCAGCAAGCCUGUUAUAGUCACACAAAGCGAGCAGCAGCCUCAGGAACCCAGUGCCAAGCGCACCAUUGUACGGCUGCCCAAGACCACCAAGGAGGCUACACCACCUGCUGACAGAGACACACACUCUGUUGAGUCUUCAGUAGCCAGUGGUAAAGCUCCACACACACACCUGCCCGCUGGUCGGAGCCCUCAGAUGCAACGCAGAGAUGGAGACAACAGAACAGAGAGAUUAGGCAGUGGUCAGGAACAGCAACCAGGAGUUGCUGUCACUGCCAGCAGCCAUACCAACAAAACUCAGGUGCCGGAGAAGAGGAACCAGUCUUCAGACAGGUCUCGAGCAAAAGCACAUGGCAGUGAUAGCCAACCAGCAGCUCCCGUCAGCACCAGUGACUGCCUCAAACCUGUCGAAGUGGACUCUGCUUCUCCAGAAACACAGGGAGAUAGAACUGACUCUGAGCCAGAGAAAAAGCCUGUUGAGCAGGAAUCAGAGCAGGAUACUCUGAUCCUCCAGCAGCUUGAGUCAAGAGAGGCAGGCUCGAUACCAACUGUUGGCGUGGCUGCCAAGCAAGGCCAUUCACCUGGUCCAGCCCAGAGGCAGGGCAGCUGUGACGGAGAGGAGAAGCGGGACCAGUCAAAGGAGGAGCCUCCUCUGGAAAUGAAACAACAGGAAGCCCCAGAGCCAAUGGUUAACCUGCAAUUUGUGAAGAAUGAUUCUUACGAGAAGGGCACAGACCUGAUGGUGGUUAAUGUUUACAUGAAGGGGGUCUGCAGGGAGACAGCCAGGGUCAUCUUCAGGGAACAGGACUUCACCCUCAUCUUCCAGACAAGUGAUACCAACUUUCUGCGGCUUCAUUCAGACUGUGGACCAAACACAGUCUUCAAGUGGCAAGUCAAACUCAGGAACCUGAUCCAGCCUGAGCAGUGCAGCUACUCCUUCACCCCGUCCCGACUGGACAUCACCCUGAAGAAGAGGCACAGCCAGCGCUGGGGGGGUCUGGAGGCCCCCGCCACACAAGGUGCAGUGGGUGGCGCCAAGGUCGCCGUGCCCUCCAGCCCUGCCUGCAUGGAGAAGAGCCAACCAGGCAGCAGCCAGCACAGCCUCCCAGCCAAGGAGGAGCCUCCUAGGGUCGGGGAGGAGAAACCCAAGCCCCCUAAGGCCUCAUCCAGAGUGGAGGAUGGCGGUCUGGAUACUGUUGCUCCUCGUACUGUCUCUGAGCAUGUUGCUAUCACUAAGCCAGAGCCCACUGUUACCACUCCUAAACCUACCUGCAUGGUGCAGCCCAUGACUCAUGCACCUCCUGCCAGCAACGAGCGCCAUGAAGAAGAGGAGGAGAAGAAGGUGUGUCUGCCUGGUUUUACAGGAUUGGUCAACCUCGGCAACACCUGCUUCAUGAACAGCGUCAUCCAAUCCCUGUCCAACACCAGAGAACUCAGGGAUUACUUCCACGAUCGAGCAUUUGAGGCAGAAAUUAAUUGCAAUAAUCCGCUGGGAACAGGAGGCAGGCUCGCUAUUGGCUUUGCUGUGCUGCUCAGGGCCCUUUGGAAAGGAACACAUCAUGCCUUUCAACCCUCAAAACUCAAGGCAAUUGUGGCCAGUAAAGCCAGUCAGUUUACAGGCUACGCCCAGCACGAUGCCCAGGAGUUCAUGGCUUUCUUGCUGGACGGGCUCCAUGAAGACUUGAACCGCAUCCAGAAUAAACCUUACACAGAGACGGUGGACUCUGACGGACGCCUUGAUGAGGUGGUGGCUGAGGAGGCAUGGCAGAGGCACAAGAUGAGAAAUGAUUCCUUUAUAGUGGACCUCUUUCAAGGCCAGUUCAAAUCCAAGCUUGUCUGCCCAACAUGCUCCAAGGUGUCUAUCACCUUUGACCCUUUCCUCUACCUGCCUGUGCCCUUGCCCCAGAAACAAAAGGUGCUCUCAGUUUUCUACUUCGCUAAGGAACCUCAUAAAAAACCCAUUAAGUUUUUGGUGAGUGUGAGCAAAGAGAACUCAAGCACUGCUGAAGUCCUCGAAUCCAUCUCCAGGAACGUCAGGGUGAAACCAGAGAACCUCAGACUGGCAGAGGUGGGGAAGAACCGUUUCCAGCGCAUGUUCCUGUCAUCCCACUCCCUGGACACGGUGUCCUCCUCUGACAUGUUAUUCUGCUUUGAGGUGCUUUCCAAAGACAUGGCCAAAGAAAGAGUGGUAUUGCUCCGAGUGCAGCAGAGACUCCAGGUCCCCAAUAUCCCCAUCUCAAAGUGUGCUGCCUGCCUGAAGCCUCCAGUGUCUGAGGAGGACAAGCUGAAGCGAUGCACUCGCUGCUAUCGUGUGGGCUACUGCAAUCAAGCUUGUCAGAGGAACCACUGGCCCAAUCACAAGGGUUUGUGUCGACCCAACACAGAGAACGUCGGCCUGCCCUUCCUGGUCAGCGUGCCAGAAUCCCGGCUCUCCUAUGCUCGUCUCACCCAGCUUCUGGAGGGUUACUCCAGGUUUUCUGUCAACGUGUUCCAGCCUCCAUUCCAGUCAGGCAGAACAUCCCCCGAAACAUCGCAGUGCCGGGUUGACCUCCCCCCGAUGCCAGCAGGCUCUUCUGAGGGUCUUGGGUCAGGGGAUGAGGCCAUGGGUGGUAGCAGUACUGUAGGAGCAGGUGAUCUGGAGCCGGAGAGUCACUCUCCGCUGCCUGAAUCCCAAGCAGAGUGUGCUCAGGCCUCAGCCCUUCACUCUGAGGGGCCUGAUCCCCUCUCCUCCUCUCAGACCUCACUGUCCACCACGCGAACUGCAGAUUCAGGAUUUUCUGAGCCACUCUCCUCCACUUCCUGCUGCUCUCUGGACCCUCAUGCUGAAAAAGAGACGUCAUGUGAGAAGGCAGUGCGACCAGAAGCUGCAGUAACAGGGUAUCAGCAUCCGAGUGAAUCAGCAUCAGGUCACGCCAGUCAGUUCUACAUAGCUCUGCUGGACUCUAACAACAAGGAACAGAGGCUGGAUGAGAAAGAGGACCUUUUGGCGGACCUCCCUGAAGAUGCCACCCUGGAGCUGGUGUGGAAAAACAAUGAGCGUCUGAAGGAGUAUGUCCUUGUGAGCUCCAAGGAACUGGAGUACGAGGAGGACCCCGGUUCUUUGAGUGAGACAGCCAGAGCAGGACACUUCACCCUGGAGCAGUGCCUCAACCUCUUCACAAAGCCAGAGGUGCUGGCACCAGAGGAGGCAUGGUACUGUCCAAAGUGCCAGCAGCACCGAGAGGCCUCCAAGCAACUGCUGCUGUGGCGCCUGCCCAACGUUUUAAUCAUCCAGCUCAAACGCUUCUCCUUCAGGAGUUUCAUCUGGAGGGAUAAGAUCAACGACAUGGUUGACUUCCCUGUCAGGAAUCUGGAUCUAAGUAAGUUCUGUAUUGGCCAGAAGGAUGAGAUGCAACAACCCCCUAUUUACGACUUGUACGCAGUCAUCAACCACUAUGGAGGUAUGAUAGGAGGUCACUACACGGCCUAUGCUCGCCUGCCAAGUGACAAGAACAGCCAGCGCAGUGAUGUUGGCUGGCGUCUGUUUGAUGACAGUACAGUGACAAUGGUGGAGGAGAGUCAGGUCGUGACGCGCUACGCCUACGUCCUGUUCUACCGUCGACGAAACUCGCCUGUUGAGAGGCCGCCCCGCUUCCUCAGGCCUGUAGGAGCCGAGUCACCCACUGCUGCAGGAGCUACUGCCAGCCAGGCCUCUCUAAUAUGGCGGGAACUGGAGGAAGAAGAGGAGGGGCUUGACGAAGGCCCCCGCGGACUGUUCCGCUCUGCGCUGCGGAGGCGACAAACAUCAAGGAACCGAGAUGAGGAAGACGAAGACAGAAGUGAAGGGUCGGUGCGACGGCACCGCAGGCAGAGGAUGUCGGACUAUCCCGACGAUGACUGUGUGCGCUAUUUUGUUCUGGGCACCCUGGCAGCCGUGUUUGCUCUGUUUGUCAAUUUGGUCUACCCUCUUCUUUACAAAUCCAACUGGACCUGAGCAGUGGCUAGCUAGUGACUUGCUUUAGCUGGGGGCAUUCAGAAGAAUGAAUGGGGGGGGGCACCCCUGUAGCUCACCUGGUAGAGAGCGCACUAGUUUGAUUCCAACAUGCAGCCCUUUGCUGCAUGUCAUUCUCUCUCCCCCCUUUCCUGGCUAUCUGUAAUAUCUAAUGAAGGCCAAAAAAGCUCCAAAAAUAAUAAUUUUUUAAAAAAAGAAGUACGAAUGUGAGGUUGGUCAAACAAAUAGGUUAGACAGGAAAGUUUGUAAGAGGUACUUUAAGUUUUAAAACUAAACCACUUCUCUUGAGUAAAAACCAAGUCAUCCAUUGAGCUUCAGCUAGUAGAAUGGUCCUCUGUUAUUCCCAACACUACAACGCUUAAAAGCCCCGUUUCCACCAAACACUUUGAGUAUAGUAACUGUGGAACCAUAAGUAACCCUUCAGACAUGGUACCUAGACUCUAGGUUCUUUAAGCGUUUCCACUGCAGACAGUACUCUUUAAUUUGGGCGAGGUUGUUGUCGUCACUUACUGCUCCGUCCAGCUUUCACAGUAUUUUCUCUUUACUGGUGACACAGGCGGAAGUGUGAACCUCAUUUAUCGUCCACGGAAAGGGGUUCCACACCAUCAUUUUCAAAAUGAAAUAAAACAGGCUACAGUGAGAGUCUCCCUCGAUGGGAUCAUUUAAAAAUAGUGGGAUUGUGCAUUUAGUCUUUCUCAGGCAAGUGCAGGGGUUUAGUGUUGCUGUAGCCCACAGGAAUGAAGCUCCACACCGUUUUUUAUUUUUUACUCCAAGUGAGGAUUAGAAUAUAUGCAGUUCACAUAAUCCGGUCAAAAGUAAUACAUAUUUUUAAAUGCUUGAAGAUCCACUCAUUACUAAAAGUGCAUGUCAUCCAAGGGAGACAGAGAAAAUGGUCUGUGUUGUCAUAUUGAAAUUUAAGAUGUGCUUUCACGUCGUCAACUCAUGCAUUGAGUAACAUUGCAGGUAAACAUUCCACUGUAAAAGUUUUUACCAGUGAUUUUUUUUUCCUCUCAGUCCUACAGCUGCUGCUCGCGGCACCAACACAUCCAUUCAUUUUAUAGGUAUAAGUUUACUACCAUAUUAAAAACUUGUCGCAGUAUAAACAGUGGUUACAUAAGCUGCAAAACCAGCCACAGCUCAGCCCUGAGCAAGAUUGACCAUCCGCUGUUGACCAAUCGGCGAACUGCAGUGUUUGAAACAGAGGGGUGAUCAAAAAUGGGGACGGUAAAGAACAGUUUCAUUGGUACCAUCCACAGCUUUUAACAGUGGAAACUGAAAAAAGACAUACUGAACUGAACCGAACCAUACUGCUUGGUGGAAACAGGGCUUAAGAGUAUGUAUAGCUUUAAAUGGCCUAACCUUUUAAAAUACAUGGACCACUACUUGAUACAUUAAAAUGACACUGAGGUGUCAGCAGUGCCCCAGUCAUCAUAAGAAAACCUUGUAGUUUAAGCUGAGGCAGAGCGAUACCAACAGCACACUGUAACAGAACAUCGAGUGUAAACUAUUAACUACAUUACCUCUAUGCAUUGUAUUGAUUCUUGCUUCCAGUGUAUGUAUGCUGCUUUUCAACAACUCUGCGGUUUUUUUAGUGUCACAUUUUUGAAAAUAGUUCUCAGAUGAUGAGCUUUAACAGCCUUAAUCACCGACUAAUAUUUAUUCAUGGAGCUAUAUUCAUUCUUCAUCUUGGAAAAAGUAGCCUGACAGAAAAAAAAAAACAUCUCUCAAGGACCUGGAGGGCUGUGAAUUCAGGUUUAGAGCUCUGGAAAUAGUUAGUAAAUGGACCUUUAGUUCAGAUUAUUUUUCAGGAGAAACUAUGUAGUUGUGCAGCCAUGUAUCAAGUUCUUGUAAACUGAGAAAUGUCAGGUGAAGCCCCUGUCUAAGGCCGCCUUUUGUUUUUAUUGCACUACACUCUUAGGUGAAUGAGACUGAGAAUUCCUGCAAUAUGAAUGUCAGAAAGAUGAAUGGAGUAUAUAUAAAGAGGCACUUCAACAGUGACUUGUUUUAAGUGAUACAACAUGAAGCAAAGAGAACCCUCUAUUUUCUUGUGUGUCCAAUUGCUGUUGCCUUUUGUAUGUCCUUAAAUUGAACACAAAUUGAUUUAUGGGCCUUAAAAUAACUGUUUUGCCUCCAGCAACCAUCAUGUUUUUAAAAGGUCUCUUUCAGCAAUGUGUACUGCAGUUGAUUGUAAUUAGAUUUAUUUUAUUUCCCACGUUUCUUUUUUUGUUGUUGUUUUCGAAAUGCCGGUCAAAGUCUGUUGUAGUUGCUGUUUCUGUAACAUAUUUUGAAGCCAUAGCCAGGUGAGGAUUUUUAAUUCUCAGGAUGAAAUGUAGUAAACAAUGUGUUGCUCUGUGUCUUUUAAAGUCCUUCAAAAUAAGAUGAGACAUAUACUAAUAAUGCAGGCUUGUCACAGCCAAGUUAAACAAGGAAUGUGCAAUUACUGAUUAAGGAAUUACCGUCCACCUCUGAAUGUAAUGUGUUUUAAUGUGUUGCUCUUUUUUGAGGGGAAAGCUAUUGAUUAUGGACAGUUUUGAGACUCUGAAAUACUAAAUUUUACAUUUACAUUCUAAUACUCAAUUUGUGUAUAAUUUAAAAAAAAAAAAAAAUCCCAAAAGAUAAUUGCACACAACAGCCUGUAAGUUGUGUAUGAUUUUAUUGUGUCAUGAUGUUUAAAACUGUUAAAAACCUUUACGUUCAAAGUCUUAAUCACUUUGUUGGAGUCCAAGCUGUCCGUAGAUCAUUCCUUUACUGUGCUGCUGCAGUGAUUGUCUGUGUGUGGGUCUCAGGGAAAUCCCUCUGGUAUUAAGGCAGUGUAGAGUGACCUAUGUUUGCCUUAAAUGCUCGGCAAAGCUCAGAGCACCGUCAGACUGUGUAUACUUGACUCAGAUAUAUGCAAGGCUGAAGUCCGUCUAGUUUUAAAAUUCUUUCUGAGGUAUAGCUUGUGCACAACAUACACUACUUUCUGAACUGUGUGAUAUCUCCCGGUACCUGAAAUAAAACAGCAGUAAUGGGAUUAACGGAUGUCAAAAUCAUAUCUGGAAAGAAUGUUCAACUCAAAGGGGUUUUCAGCACAAGCUGCGCUGUUUUUAAAUGUUUUUGAUAAAUGGAGCGGACUGAAGGAUGAAACUUUGUAUGUGUACUCUGCUCUGCUAUGAAAUCUAAAUUGAAAUGAUAAUCAUGAUUUGUAUAUCGUCCAGAAAUGACUGAAGGUCACUAUCUGUAAUAUAAUUCGAAUCACUGAGUUGGUGAUAUUGCAAGUACUCUGUUUAAAAGAAAAUCAUGUAACCUAUUUUAAUUCCCCUGCAAUAAUGUAUCUAGAUACCUCCAUCUAUAAAUGCUGCUUUCUAAUAUAUAAAGCAUUGUACUCCUUUUGGAAAUAAACCCUCCAUCAGUU
Epinephelus moara (kelp grouper) is the source of this 8631-nucleotide messenger RNA. It is a transcript of the gene usp19, whose product is annotated as ubiquitin specific peptidase 19. Gene Ontology annotation, molecular function: cysteine-type deubiquitinase activity. The coding region runs from base 468 to 5219 and encodes 1583 amino acids. Lineage: Eukaryota; Metazoa; Chordata; Actinopteri; Perciformes; Serranidae. Gene Ontology annotation, biological process: protein deubiquitination. The transcript has 26 exons. The record is from RefSeq and is a predicted model, not a curated record.